AUGCACCAACCCCAAGUCUCUCCUCAGAGAUCAGAAGGAAAUCCAUUAGACCUCAACAACAUACCUGAAGAUUACUUGAAAGAUGGCAAACAGGUCCUUCAGGACAGCUCUUCAUCUUCUGUGUACAGGACAAACAAAAGCAGUACUACGGAUGAAAAGGAUGAGAUUGGGAAGGUCUAUGAGUGUAGGUUUUGUUCAGUGAAGUUCUGCAAGUCUCAAGCUCUUGGGGGACACAUGAACCGCCACCGCCAAGAGAGGGAGACAGAAACACUGAACAAGGCUCGUCAUUUGGUCUUCACUAGUGAUUUAUCACCAGGAGCUCAUCACCUAGGGUAUGUUUCCAGUGGCCAACCAAUUCCACAUGGAAACAUUAUGGUUGAUCCAACAAUGCCAUUCAGAUCAAUCUACCCAACAAGAAUGUUUUCUGGAUCUUCACCCCUUUUUCCACUGCCUACACAAGGACUGCCACCACCGCCACCAACUCCACCACCCGGACUCCCGCUGCCUCCACCCCAGCCUUACUUGUACACUUCUUCUUCGCAGAUAGGCUCCUUCCCCGCGCAAUGUCCCGGACAAUUGGUGAAUGACUACUUUGUUUCUGGCCAGAGGCCCAGAAACUCGCAGUAUUCACACUCCAAGUCUGGCUAUUAUUCUUCAGCACCACAUGAUACUAAUUUCUCCUGCUUAAGUGCACCAGUUGGACAUGGAUUUCCAAAUGGUAAUGCGAGCUGCAGCCAAGGACAGGAUGGAGUUGAUGAUGUUAGUGACAUGUCUCUGCACAAUCUGGAGGAAGGAUUGAAUUGGGGCCGGAGGUAG
Messenger RNA from Fraxinus pennsylvanica, 816 nucleotides. The record is from the annotation of a GenBank genome assembly. Lineage: Eukaryota; Viridiplantae; Streptophyta; Magnoliopsida; Lamiales; Oleaceae.